Myxozyma melibiosi is the source of this 1965-nucleotide messenger RNA. RefSeq names its product putative methionyl-tRNA synthetase. The coding region runs from base 1 to 1965 and encodes 654 amino acids. Gene Ontology annotation, molecular function: ATP binding; methionine-tRNA ligase activity. Gene Ontology annotation, biological process: methionyl-tRNA aminoacylation. The record is from RefSeq and is a predicted model, not a curated record. NCBI's taxonomy places the organism in Eukaryota, Fungi, Ascomycota, Lipomycetes, Lipomycetales, Lipomycetaceae. Gene Ontology annotation, cellular component: cytosol; aminoacyl-tRNA synthetase multienzyme complex. The transcript has 4 exons.
AUGACGCUGGAAGGCAAUAGUCGGCUAACGAAUUUGAUGCAGGAUUCUUUGGCCGACAAGCUGUCGACCGUGACGAUCACUCCCGGAAUCGAGUUUGAUCCCGAUGUUUCCGAAAUUCUGCCGAAGGACGGUCAGGAGAACAUCCUCAUCACUUCUGCGCUUCCAUACGUGAACAACGUUCCGCACUUGGGAAACAUCAUUGGCAGUGUUUUGAGUGCCGAUGUAUAUUCUCGCUACAUGAAGGCGCGGGGUACGAACGCUCUUUUCGUUUGCGGCACUGACGAGUACGGUACUGCGACCGAGACCAAGGCUCUUGAGGAGGGUGUGUCUCCGAAGGAGUUGUGCGACAAGUACCACGUUCUUCACAAGGAGGUCUACGAUUGGUUCAACAUCAAGUUUGAUAAGUUUGGCCGCACGACGACUGAGCUGCAGACCGAGAUUGCGCAAGAAAUCUUUACAGAUCUUUUCAACAACGGGUAUCUGGAGGAGCAGUCGAUGACUCAGCUGUUUUGCGAAAAACAUCAAGGCUUCCUUGCCGACCGAUUCGUCGAGGGUGUUUGCCCCCGCUGUGGAUACGAAGACGCGCGGGGAGACCAGUGCGAUGUGUGCGGCAACCUGCUGAAUCCGUUUGAGCUGAUCAACCCCCGCUGCAAGAUUGACGGAUCGGCGCCUGUGCCGCGGGACUCGAACCAUAUCUUUCUGUCGCUUGAUAAGCUGCAGCCGGAGCUUGAGGCGUGGAUCAGCAAGGCGUCUGAGGAGGGACAUUGGUCGAAGAACGGCAAGAUGAUUACCGAUUCCUGGGUUAAGGAGGGUUUGCGCCCGCGAUGCAUCACUCGUGAUUUGAAGUGGGGAACGCCUGUGCCGCUUGAGACGUACAAGGACAAGGUGCUUUAUGUUUGGUUUGACGCCUGUAUCGGAUACGUGAGUAUCACGGCGAACUACACCAAGAAUUGGCGCUUGUGGUGGAAUCAGCCCGAGAAGGUGAAGCUGUACCAGUUCAUGGGCAAGGACAAUGUGCCGUUUCACACCGUCGUGUUCCCUUCGUCUGAGAUUGGAACUCGGAAGGAGUGGCUGAAGCUGCACCAUAUAUCGACUACAGAGUACCUGCAGUAUGAAGGCGGCAAGUUUUCGAAAUCGAGAAAUGUGGGAGUGUUUGGCAACAACGCGAAGGAGACCGGCGUGCCGUCGGACGUGUUCCGCUACUACCUGUUGAUGGCACGGCCCGAGACCGCGGACACAGUUUUCUCCUGGAGAGAUUUCAUUUUCCGCAACAACAGCGAGCUGCUGUCGAACAUUGGAAACUUUGUGAACCGGAUCGUCAAGUUUGUGAACGUCAAGUACGAGAGCACGAUCCCGGAGUUUGAUCCCUCUGCGAUCGAGAACUACGAGUCUGGGUUUUUGGCGGACGUGAACCGGAUUCUGAAGAACUACAACGAGACGCUGACGAACGUGCAUCUCCGGUCUGGACUCGAGAUUGCGCUGUCGCUGUCUGCUCGCGGCAACCUGUUUUUACAGGAGAACGGCAUGAACAACACGCUUCUGGUUGAGAAUCCUGCGCGCGCGAACGCGGUGGUUGGUGUUGGUUUGAAUCUUGUGUACUUACUCUCGUCGGUUCUGUACCCGUACCUGCCGACGACGGCCGAGGGGAUGGUGAAGCAGCUGAACGCGCCGCUGAGGAAGAUUCCGGAUGAGUUCUCGCUCGAUUUGAAGGCGGGACAUAAGAUCGGAAAGGCGGCGUACUUGUUUUCGCGGAUCGAUCCCGAUAAGGAGGAGGUUUGGCGGAAGCAGUUUGGCGGCGAGCAGAAGGUUGAUGAGGAGGCUGAGCGUAAGAAGGCGGAGAAGCAGCGCAAGAAGGAGGAGAAGAAGCAGAAGAAGGCAGCCGAGAGAGCGGCUGGGAAGGCAGCAGCUGAGGCUGCCGCUGCCAGUGCCGAUGCUGCUGGUGCCGAGGAGACGAAGACUACGUAG